Messenger RNA from Pezoporus flaviventris, 5354 nucleotides. It is a transcript of the gene MAP3K7CL, whose product is annotated as MAP3K7 C-terminal like. The record is from RefSeq and is a predicted model, not a curated record. The transcript has 6 exons. The coding region runs from base 3893 to 4318 and encodes 141 amino acids. Gene Ontology annotation, cellular component: cytosol; nucleus. NCBI's taxonomy places the organism in Eukaryota, Metazoa, Chordata, Aves, Psittaciformes, Psittacidae.
AAGUUCUAUUUUUAUGGCUGGUGUGAAGGCACUUAUUCAAUUGCCAUAGCAGACAAAUGGAAUAUACCAUCUAGCGUUUAAUAGCUGGCAAAUUCUCAGCUAUGUAGUCCAAGUGGUAUUGGAAAUUCUACAGGUAAUGUGGAGUUAAAGGAUGUGACUCACCCAUGCUUAUGGUUUCAAAAUCAGUUCUCUACAGCAUGGAACAGCUUCACCCUGAUCAGCCCUAAUGUCAGUAAAGGGGACCGAAUCCCUCCCACAGUGUGAUUUUUAACAAAAUUUGGUGCAGAUAAGUUCAUCAGAAAUCAUCAAAAAUGGGAUUCUGUUUGUACUCAGAGGAAUCUAUAAGAUGAUGCUUUUGCUCUGUGUCUCAUUUUAUGCAAAACAGUUUAUUUUUUUAAUUUCUUCUUGGAACAUCUUCAAUAUGAUAGAAUAUUUAAAGUGCAUUUUUAAAUAGUGGCUGGCAAUCUGUGAAACACCAUUUUAGCAUGAAUGAAAUCAUAUGCUACUAAAAUACUCCUUAUACUAGGAAACUGAGAUAAAUUGAAAGUAGCACAGCUAAAAAAGGGAGGGCAACAGGUGUUUUAUUAGACAGCAGAUAUCAGCUUUUUUUACAUGUGUAGAAUAACUGAUACUUCAUCCUAAAAAUUGUUAUAAAUUUGCGUGUUUCUACUACUGAAUAUCAGUAAGUCGCACUGUUACUAAUUUAGUGCAUGUUCCUUUAAGGUGUUUUUGAUGAAUAAAACAUGAUACGCUCUUCUAGCAUAUCACCAGUUUCGUAAUGUGGUACAGGAUUGAAAGAAUUUUGCUUGAGUACCAGGCAUUUGAUGACUAAGAGUAUGCUGGAAAAGGGAACAAGGCAGGUUGUACUCCUGCACAAAAAAACCUGCAUUCUGUAAUUACAGAGAUGACUGUAAGGUGCAUGUGCAGCCUGUUAUAAAGAAGUAUUUUUUGUGUUGCAGUAAAUGGGAGAGUAAUUUUCUUAGAUACACAGAUCUUAGUCACCUACUUAGUGAAUAAGAGCAGUGUGAUUUACCUCUACCCAAAAUUUAAAAUGCUUUUGACUGUUAAUUUGAGCAAGUCUCCAAAGUGAAGCAUCCUGGAUGCCAAUUUUCCCACUGUUUAAAACUGGGAUCCUCCCUAGUUUAUUGCUGUAAUUUACAGAACCUUUUAAGAUGUGCUGUUUAAACCCAUGUUGUUGGGAGUUUUAGCACCAUAGACCAAAUAAUAAAUAGAUGGUAAAAUGGUUUCAGUAAAAUCAUUCAACCUGAUGUUUUAAAUUUAAUGUUCUGUAUACAGAAUGCUGUAAUAUUCUCACAUCCUAAAAAUAUGGUACCUUCCAUAAAGUAGUAGUUUCAGGUGACUAAUCAUUGUGUAAAGCACAGAACUGAUAUUUAAAUGCAAAUCAGGGGCCUUUAGGUUUGUGCAUUUUUGGUAUUUUAGCAUGAUUCACAGCACACCCCUUAGGAAUGUGCAUAUUAAGCAAAGGUGAUUCCAUUUUCUUUUGUAAAAUGUGUAUAAUAAUGUAGAUUUAACUAGAAACAUUGACAUUUUAAAAAUAUGUGUGCAAUGAAUACAAAAUAUAAAAUGGUUUGAAUUCAAUUUGCAAAUGCAUAUACUAUUUAAACUGAGUACAACUGAAGUGUCAGUCUGGAAAUGUGGAGUGUCAGAGCCAUCUGGAAAACACACCCCUGGGCUAUUCAGACAUCAUUUCUGUCCAAGACCCUUGCUGUCAUGGCUAUUGAAGAUCUUGCAUGUCUUAAGAUUUUCUGUAGAGAGCCUUUUUUAGGCUUUGCUGUAAUGGCAUGUAAUGAAGGCACUCAUGCUACCUAAAUACCAUCUGUCCAUACAAAGCAGAAGAGGGUCUUACGAUCUCAGGGACACCCUGACUCCAUGGAAACUGAAGCAGAAUAUUUGUAGUGACUUUACUGGAGCCAGGAUUUUCUGUAUCUUCAAACAAAUACUUUCGCAGUAAUUGGAUCUGGACCUGGAGAUCAGUAUCAACUGCUGAUGUUAUCGAGCAGUACUGGUGAUGCUAUUGAGCUGUAGAACAUUAUUUGCCAUAAUGGUUGUGAUCAGAGACAAAUCUCUCUUCCCUGUCAUUCCAAAGGAGAUAUACAGGGAGGAACCCUCAAUCUUUUCAGGAACACAUCAACAGAAGAGAAAAUGGUCAGUGUAGUCAGAAUUGCAGUCCCGCUUUUCACAAACUCUUUGGGUGAGAGCCCAUAGUCUGCCCUGAAAUUACACUGCAGUUAGAAAGACGGCCUCACCAGAUACCUAACUAAUGGUGUAGCUGCCCAGGUCACUGCUGGAGAAAAGGCACUGUGGGUAAAAUAUCUUUGCAGUUUAGUCAUUUCAAAGUAUGAAAAGGUCUUUUGAGGCCACAAGGGCAACUGCUGGUUUCCUGAGAUUUGCACUGAUUAGAUCAAUCCUGGGCUAGGGCCAGAAGGUGAAAGGGUGAAGAAGGAUGAAAACUUGACUUCAGACCUUCACGUCUCUGUUUGUCCUGCAGUCUCUGUGUCUUUGCUGAGCCAAGAGAAUCUAGCAAUGUGCCUAUACAGGAGAUCUGGGUUAGAGACACCUCUAUUUGGAAUUUAAAAACAUAAAAUAUACCUUAAAAACACAUUUUGAAAUAUAAAAGCAAGAGAACCCUUUUUCAAGCACAUGACAAUAAAGAUACUCUGUGUAAUCAUUCUGUAACUCUCCAGUUUUCUCCAUUUGUUCAAGUGACUGUGCUAACAGUCAAUCAAAGAAAUCAUGUAGGCAGUACAUGUGUGUGACACAGCUACAGAACAUAAAAUUUUAAGCUGAAGAAAUUAACCUCUCUUGUGAUACUUCAAGAUUUAUCUACUAAUUGCUUGCCUGUGGCUUAAAAAAAUUCACAAAAGCUAUCUGAAAUCACACUAGGAAAUCCUCUGAGUUCAGUCAAAUCUCUGAUUUAGUCAGCUUCAGCUAUCACUGCCAUCACCAAUGCAUCUAUAAAUACAUCUGCUUUCACAGCGUACACAUUCUGAAAUUUGCCCGUUGCCUCCUCAGAAGUGCAGAGCUAUCAUUGCUAUUAGACAAGCCUGGCUUGACCAAAGCCAACAUGAACCCAGCCUAACGGGCCAAGCCCAUCCCUUGUUGUUAGUUUUGAUAGUUGCUGCUAUCAUUUGAUAGUUUGCUUGUAGCCUGUCCAAGUUGGCAGUGUCAGCCCAAGCUGAUUGGAGCUGCAGACAUUUUUGCUGACUGGAGUCAUGCUAUCUUUGCCAGUUUGCUGGAAUAGACACAGACACUGAUUGGGUCAUGCUGAAAACAUUCCUGUCCUAUGAAGCAAGUCUGUUUGUAUUUUAGGUUUGCCAGGACUAAUGAAUUAAAAAUCUUGGGCUCGCCACAGUUUGCUGCUUAAUAAUGCCUGUGACAGAAGGAUUUUUUCUUCACUGAAGCGUGACAGCAUCAUAAUCCCUCGUCACUGGCAAGGAGAGGAAGGAAAGGUGGAAUUGUGGAGAAAAGCGGAAAAGGGUGAUCUUUUGGGACAGCAAAGCCUAUGGGAAGUGCAGGUAGCAGCAUGUUGCCCUGACAGCUGUCUCAGCUUCUCAGACCUUGUCAGUUUGUUGCUAUGCAGCAGGUGCAGCCUUUUCUUUUAUUGAAGCUUUACUCCAUAAAGGCAACGACAAGCCAAGGCAGUGGCUGGCCCUGGAUUAUACAAGUGCAGACACUCCGCUAAGUGAGGGUUUCAUCUCAGUAAAACUACUUUUUGGGAUUGGUGGUCUCAGAAGAAAGACUGAGGACUGAAUAAGGUCCUGAUCCAGGAGUCAAACCCAUGCAGACAGACCCCUACACCUGCACAGAGUUCCACUGAAGAAUCACCACCAAGCUGGAACAAACAGGUAAAAGCAUUGACUCAAGUGCCCACAUGAUCACCACCGCCAGGGUACCUGCUGAUAAACCAGUACGAAUUGCUUUCAGCCUGAAUGAAUCCCCAGAUGAUGCUUCCUCUGAAAACUUCCCUCUGACAUUUCCAGAACUAGAUCAGCAGCUGCAGCCACUGCCUCCUUGUCACGACUCCAAAGAAUCUAUGCAGGUGUACAAACAGCACUGCAAAAUAGCAGAAGAGUACCAUGAGGUCAAGAAAGAAAUUGCGCUGCUGGAAGAAAGAAAAAAGGAGCUGAUUGCCAGGCUGGAACAAGUGGAAAAAGAAAGCAUGGAUGCUGCUCAGCUGGCCAAGGAGUAUGCAGAACUGACAGAGGAGAACCGAACACUGAAGCUGGCCCAGACACAGUGUGUAGAGCAACUGGAAAAGCUCAGAAUACAGUACCAAAAGAGACAGGGGUCCUCAUAACUCUCAAUUAGUUUAUGUGAGGCAGUUAAUACAGGAUUGGUCCUGUGCUGGAAAGAGAUUUUAAAAUAAAGGUCUGUUUAAUAUGUUAUAAUACUUUACUACAGAUACAGAGUAUGUAGAAGUCUAUAUUUGAUUUAAUGCUUGCCAUCCAGUAGCUUAAUAUAAUGGAUAUUUCAUCCAUUAUAUAAUGGAUAUUUUAUUUCAAGUAACAUAAUUGAAGUUAAUCUAUCCCCAUUAUAUGUUCUAGUAGAUCAAGUUUCUUUUCUAAACAUAUUUCUUCCAAUUUAAGAAGAUAUGGACACACUAGAAAAUGAUAUAAAUAGUCUCUGUGUUGGAAAUUUGGACCAUACUAAGGCAUACAACAAGGACAAUGUUAAUAUAUGAAAUACAUGUAUGUUAAUUUUAGUUUGGUGAAGAUUUUUUUAAUUAUUUUCCUCAUGCCUGAAAUGUUUGGAAGUUAUAUUAAAACAGGUCUCCUCACUGGUAAAAACUAUACUUCAUUAUCCCAUGUCAGCUUUACAUUGCUGUGUAAAAUCUCAGAAAUUGCACAUUAAGAAUUGAAGUAACAUAAUUAUUUUUAUCAAAUGCAUGUACUGACAGUAAUAAUUUGCAAGUAAUGAAAUUAGAAGGAAACUAAUGAGGUCAGAAAUUCUUUCCUUGAGCAUAAAGGUAGCUGAGAGUCUUUUUAUUGUACUUUUGGGCAUGCAAGAAAUUAACAUAAGAAUACUACCAUCAUAGUUUCAAGUGAGAAUAUGUCCACAAAAAUACUGUGAGGAUGUUUUGUUCUUAUUUUAUGGCCUGUUUUGAAACAUAAAUGGCUGUAAGUAGGGACAGGAGUUCUAUCAUAUACAAAUAACCUGGAAGUAAAAUGUUAAUCUUAUUUGCUCUAUUUAUCCCUGUAUUUUCUUAGAUCAACUGAAAUUUCUUUGUUAUACUUCCAUUUCUAUUCAUACAGUAUUUUUUUCAUUAAAAGUGGAUAUGGAAAAGACAUUUUAUGUUCUGAAUAUUAUUAAAUCACCCUGUAUUUUUAACUCUG